AUGUCAUUUGUGCCACUUUACCGAGAUAAGAAGCAUAAAUUCAAAAAUGGCUUUUGGACAUGGAACGAAAACGACUCAAAAUUAAAAUUCUAUUCACAUGGCAUCAAGCCGCAUGAUAAUGUGGAAGAAAAACAUAAUCUGUGGAAAGCACCAGAGGCACUUAAAGUCAAAAUAAAAGCUGCUGAUAAGAAGGAGAAUAAUGAAAAUGCUUCCAACGUGGAUGAUGUGGGUUUGAGAUUUGUCAACGACAUUGACGAAACGGAAGAGCAAAUAUUUCUUGAAUAUUUCCAAAGACCAAAGAAGUUCUGUGAUAGCAGUUCAAUAACAAUUCAGGAUAUCAAAAAUUUAGCAUUCUUCACACUCAAAUCAAAGAUUACAAAUGAUAUUAUUGAAUUCUUUCACACAAAGACUUUCGAUAAAUUUCUUUAUGCUGUUAUCUUUUAUAUUGAUCAGUUCCUUUUAAUCUUUGAAUAUCUAUUAAUCCGACGUGAUGAAUUAAGUCAGGAAAUAAAAAUCCGUGACACAUAUUCAAUAAAAAUUGAGCAAUUUUUAUCAAAGCAAUUGAGUGAUCGACGAUUAUUGAUAGCACGUGAAUACUCAAAAAUUUUAUUGAACAAUUGUGAAAAGAAUGAUAUUGGAAGAAAAAAGCAGAUUAAAACUGUGACAAAGAUAAAAUUGAAACCAUCUGUGGAAAAGGAACAGAUUUUCUUUGAAUCAAUGAUUGAUUUUACAAUUCAAUGCACUUUUAUUGCGAUGCAUCGACGAUGUUUCAAAACAAUUUCAUGUGAACUUAAUCGUUUGUUCCGGACUGAGUUUUUCAACAUUGUGAAGCAUUUAGAUUUUUGUGAAUUUGAUCUGAGUUUUAGGGAAAAGCAAAUUCUAUUCGGACGAAAUUGGUUUGAUGAUUCUUUGAAAAAUCAUCGCCGCCAGUAUUCUCCACUCAUGGCAGAAAAAUUGAGAAUGUCACCAACAGUUGACAAUGAGGAAGUUCUCAAAAUUGGUGAAGAAAAAUAUUCUGGAACCAACAAGUACUUUUUUCAUCUUGAACAAAGUUUCGUAACACCUGAGUGUCAUUUGCACUUAAUUGGAAAACGACGUGGCAUUUUAGGACAUCCAAAGUGUUUUUAUUAUACAACCUUAAAUGUGAAUGAUUUUGCUGUGAUGAAAAUGAACUACUCUAAUGAGUAUGAUCCAUAUGGAUUCAUUCGUCGAACUGUUAUCAAUUUAAAUACAUCCGAUGAUUUUAUUAAUGUAAAAAGUAGACAAAAGGAUAUGCCGACAAGAUUAAUUAUUCAACGCGAACCAUAUGGCGGUAUAAAGGAUCAGAUGAAAAUUUGGAAAAGAAAAGAAUCUAUCAUGAGUAAAUUUUUAGAAGAUUCUAUUUCAGUGUGAAUAAGAUGCUUGACAAAUAAGAAAACAAAUAAUGAAAAAUGGUCGCCAAGAGUGAAAACAAGUAAGAAAUUUUCUCAUCCAAAAUAUGCAUGUUACCAGAUGUUCAACUCUUUCACGACCAAAAAUUGAAUUGAUUUUCUUUUCUAAAAUUGUUGUCAUAUGUCUCAAGAUCUUCAUAUCUCCC
This is a messenger RNA of Chironomus riparius, 1576 nucleotides long. The record is from the annotation of a GenBank genome assembly. NCBI's taxonomy places the organism in Eukaryota, Metazoa, Arthropoda, Insecta, Diptera, Chironomidae.